AUGGCCGACACAUUUGCAGCCAAUUCCGACAUCACACCAGAAAAGCUUACUAUCAUGAAGCUCAAGGCUAGUGGAAUCCGAGAUGUCUUCUCUGAGCCUUCCUCACCUACAGGCAACCGAUCCUUCUCAUUCGGAAACCAUGCCAAUGGUGCAAGUCACAGCUCAUCCUUGUCACGCCGUUCCACUCGGCAGACAAGCUCAUCUUCACGCCGAGCAAGCAGCUUCCUCCAGUCGCAUCGGAGCAAGAUGUCUACAGAGCUCACAUCGCAAGCCGAGGGCAAGUUCUUCGCUUUGAUGGAUCUCAUGUCUACUGCAUCCCGAGAGGCUUCUUCACUAAAGGAGUCAUGGUCUCGUAUCAUGGCUGAGCGGGACAGUCUCGUUCGCGAGAGGGAUGAGCUUCUCAUCACGGUUGAGGAAGUGACUGAGGAGAUUCAGCGCAAGGAAGCUGAGCACUCGCACCACGGCCACGAGCACGGCGAGAGGAAGAGGCAGGUGGAGAAGCUCAUACUUGAGCUCACUGCUGCACUUACUCAAGUGACCGACCACAAGAAGAGGCUCGCCGAUCGGGACCGUGACCUUGAGAGCACCCGUCAUGAGCUACAUGAGCUUCAGAGCUCUGUCACUCUCACCCACGGUGAGCACGAAAGGACCAGGUCUGAGCUAGAAGCUGUCUACUCCAGGUUGAAGAUCUGUGAAGGCGAGCGCGACUCCGCUCGAUUUGACUCGGAAAAGCAUCACAGCGAGCUUAGGACACUUCUCCGUGAGCACACUGAGCUUAAGAGCAAGUACAGCGAGACUACCUCCAAAUUCGAAUCUACUCGCAAGGAGGUUCUCACCCUUACCGAUCGCAUCAAGAUGUUCGAGCUUGAGAGGGAUGAGCAUCUCCAUGAGAAGGAUCGUCUUCACGAGGAGCUGAAGCGUGCAAAGUUUAGAGUUGACGAGACUACUCGCGAGUACACUGAACUGACGGAGCGACACGACCGUGUACAACGCGAGCUCCACAAGCUUAAGGAGGUUGUCCGCGUUAUCGAAACGGAGCGUGAUGAUCAUGCCCUUACCAUCGACGGCCUCCGCCGUGAGGUCAAGGCCAAAAUCCUUGGCUGGGAAGAGUCCGAUGCCCGUGCCAACGAGUUUUCACUCAAGUAUGAACACAUCAAGCGUGAGGUCGUCUCAGUCAAGGAGAAGUUGAGAGACCUUGAGCUCGAGCGCACUGAGCUUCGAGACGCCAUCGACCGCUCUCGUGAAGACCAUCGCCUCAUCGUGAUCGAGCGUGACCAGCUGAAGGAAGACCUUCAUGACCAGCACCGCAAGGUCGAGGACGGUCACCGCCGUAUCAACACCUUGGAGGAAUCCCUCCGUCGCGCCGAGUUGACUAUCACUGAGAUCAGAUCCGAGAUUCACACUCUUACCGAACGCAACAAGGUCCUCUAUCGUGAGGGCGAGGACUCACGCGGCAAACACGGCCACCUCACCGGCGAGAUCAACAGUCUUCAGGAAAAGCUAGUCAUCUUCCAAACCGAGAUCACCAACCUCAAGUACGCUCGCGACCGCGCUCACUCUGACCUCAACGCAUGGAAGCACAAGUACGAGGAGAUCACUGAGACAAUCUCCACCUACGACGACUCUUCCGCCGAAUUCGAGUUCGAGAUCACUUCUCUUCGCACUCUGCUCAAUGAAGCUCGCGAACAAAAGGAACGUGCCAUCUCGGCUCGUCACGCCGCCGACCGUGAACGCGACGAGUACAUGGCCAAAUACGAAGAGAAGUGCCGCGAGAUGGAGCGCUUCGAAGAGUCUGCCAGCAGCGUGUAUCAUGCGAGCAACGGUGGAGCUCGUGGUGGCGCAAAGUCGAUGACCUCUAGGGUAGUGUCGAGUGGAACCACGAUUCACAACCACGGUGCAUCAGGUGGACACAGCCAUGGCCAUGAGCAUAGUGAGGGGAAUUCUAUCUUCUCCCACUAG
Messenger RNA from Alternaria postmessia, 1959 nucleotides. RefSeq lists its product as uncharacterized. The coding region runs from base 1 to 1959 and encodes 652 amino acids. NCBI's taxonomy places the organism in Eukaryota, Fungi, Ascomycota, Dothideomycetes, Pleosporales, Pleosporaceae. The record is from RefSeq and is a predicted model, not a curated record. The transcript has a single exon.